Pediculus humanus corporis (human body louse) is the source of this 273-nucleotide messenger RNA. RefSeq lists its product as uncharacterized. The transcript has a single exon. NCBI's taxonomy places the organism in Eukaryota, Metazoa, Arthropoda, Insecta, Psocodea, Pediculidae. Bases 1 to 273 code for a protein of 90 amino acids. The record is from RefSeq and is a predicted model, not a curated record.
AUGACUGAAGAAAUUCCAACGGAAAUGAACGUUUUCAUACCUCCCGUACCUCCUCCUCCUCCUCCUACCGCUCCUUCCGCUCUCCCAUCAGAACAAUUAUUAACCAGCUCAUCAACUGCUAUACCUGCUAAAUCUUUAACACAUUUGCCAAAGCGUCCACCUGUUGAUAUCGAAUUUAGUGACAUCACGUAUACCGUACCCACAGCAAAAGGUAAGCAUUAUUAUUAUCAUUAUCAUCAUCAUCAUUAUCAUCGUCGUCGUAGUCGUAAUUAA